UCAUAUUGCUCACAAUUAUUUGUUGUAAAUAUAUAUGUAUUCACUUUUAACGAUGCGUUGGGAACUUAAGUAUGUCGUGUUCUUAAUAUUCGCCCUUGCAGUAGAGGUGAAGGGUUCGAUAAAAGUAUGCAAAAAAUACAGCGAUUUUUACAUUUCCGGGAGUAAAGAUUGCUGGAGGAAUAACUACGAUGUUCUGGAUGUGUCAGGAAUAGCUAGAACGUGGGGAUUUAAGACGGAAAAUUACUCCCUAAUCUUGGACGAUGGUUAUAUUAUUACGGUAUUUAGAGUUUACAACGAAAUUACGCAAAACACGCCAAUAGUGUUGGGACAUGGGUCAUUAACCAAUCCACUCAGUUGGGUGUUCGCCGGAAACAACUCUCUACCAUAUGUCUUGGGGAACAGGGGAUACGACGUGUGGAUGGUUAGCUUUCGAGGUACUGCUUAUAGUAAAGGACACGUGUCUCUUUCACCAACAGAUCACAAGUAUUGGCAGUUCACCUUCCACCAAAUGGGAAUAUACGACGUAAAGUCAACCUUGGACCUGGUCCACAACACUACAAAUAAAAAGGCUAUUUAUAUAGGAUACUCAAUGGGGACUACCAACAGCUACGUCUAUUGCUCUAUGCUUCCGGACCAUUGCAAGCAAAGGCUCUUGGGGGUGAUUUCUUACGCACCCGUCGGUUAUUUACUUGAUGCCAAAGGCGUCUUGCCCAUUUUGUGGCAGCCUUUUAUUUGGCCCAUAGUGAAGACUGUUACGUAUACAUUUUUCAACGGCGAAUUUUUCAAACCGAUACCGCCACUGAAGAUCCUCUACAAAGUGCUGUCUCUCACACCUUUGGGAAAUUAUGCAGGCGUUUUUGCACUCAGUUUUCUAUUUGGGUUUCACAUAUCUACCAUCGACCCGAGCUACACUCCAGUAGCUUUGAACAGAUUCCAGGAUACCGUUGGUAUUGAGGUGUAUACGCAUUACUCUCAAUGUUUCAACAAUAAGAGUUUCAAUCAGUUUAAUUACGGAAAGAAAAAAAAUAUGCAACUGUAUUCGCAAGAAUACCCGCCAGCGUACCCACUCGAAAAAAUUCCCGUUCCCAUCACGAUGUUCGUUGGCAAGUCCGAUUUUUUGGGAACUAUAUCGGCUUCCUCAAGCAUGUACUCUUUGUUAGAUUCUAAAUCACAGUGCGCGUACCAUAUAAUGGAAGAUCACAGAUGGUGUCAUUACGAUUUCGUAAUUGCCAAACAUUUACCGGAUUUGCACAAACCUACGUUUGAAAAAAUCCAACAGAUGGGAAACGGUACAUGUGGUUAAGACCUUUGGAAUAGAUGGAUGUCAAUAAAAACCUUGUGUGGUCUUUUGCCUUUUAAA
Molecule: messenger RNA, 1360 nt
Organism: Cylas formicarius (sweet potato weevil)
Lineage: Eukaryota; Metazoa; Arthropoda; Insecta; Coleoptera; Brentidae
Product: lipase member J-like
Exons: 7
Coding region: 35-1303 (422 amino acids)
Source: RefSeq, a predicted model, not a curated record